AUGAUCCAAGGAGACUGCACACCUGGAACCUCAUCAGGAGCCUCUCAGCGGCAACUACAACAAGAAUUUCGCGAAAAUGUGAGUACCUUCACCGAUCAGCCUUUACAAAGUAGUCAUAUUGCGGUUAAACCACCCGUUUUCUUGAAAAGUAGCCAUCAUAUAUUUUUCAUUCAAAUAGAGACGUCUUUUCGACGCGCUAACAUUUCUCGCGAUGAUACAAAAUACGACCACGUGGUCGGCGCAUUAGACGCGCAAAUUCUCGAACUGGUCAGUGAUUUUCUUUGCAACAGUCCCGAAACGGACAAAUACGAGUGUCUCAAAAAUAGAAUUAUCGCGGAAUUCGCGGACUCCGAAUCGAAAAAAAUUCGAAAGUUACUUAAUGACGUUGAGCUGGGUGACCGUAAACCAUCUCAGCUUUUGCGCCACAUGCGUGACCUGUCCGGAAGCUCAGUUUCGGAAACAAUUUUAAAAAGCUGGUGGAUUGAAAGAUUGCCUGUUACACUUCGAGCUUGCUUAAUAAUUGGUGAUGAAGACUUAGACAUAUGCGCCAAACGCGCCGAUACGAUCAUGGACUUUGUUGGAUCCACAUCCUCACAAGUCAUGGCAGUGAAAGCUGGUGCCAGUACACCACAUAAAAAUGAAGAAUUUGAGGAAAUCCUCAACAAUAUUAAAGCUUUGACACAGGCAGUUGCUAAUUAG
Molecule: messenger RNA, 699 nt
Organism: Anastrepha ludens (Mexican fruit fly)
Lineage: Eukaryota; Metazoa; Arthropoda; Insecta; Diptera; Tephritidae
Exons: 1
Coding region: 1-699 (232 amino acids)
Source: RefSeq, a predicted model, not a curated record